CCAAGAUGGCGGACGCGUUGACGUAUAGCACUAGCUAACAACAGCGGCUAAUACGGAACACAGUUUUUCCACGGAACCGCGGCACGUCUUACCAUUACUAAAUUAUUUUGGGUAUUAAAACCAUUAAGAAACAGGACGGUCAACAGAAUAGUGAGCUCAAGUUGAACUGGGAGAGUAAAGAGGUUAAAAUCGCUCUCAGUAUAUGGUGUAAGCUACACUGCUGACACUGACGCUGGCGUCGAGCGGAACACAACUGCACUGCUGUAAACAAGUCCAGAGAGAGUCAGCACCGUUUCUCCAUUCAGAGCUUCAAUGAACUCACUCCAACAACAGAAAUGUGCGGUUACAAAACACCGCGCAUGAGCCGAGUUUAACGCGGCUACAGGACAACAGCAGCGGAAAGCUCCAGGCUCGACUCGGGGGGGAUGACCGCCGCUCACACGCCUCUUUAACGCUGAACAAUUCAAUGAAAAGCGGACAACAAAGGAGCAGGUCUAAAGAGGACAUCUCUACAGAUUUCUGCACUGACAGCGGCGAGUGAGCAAGUUAAAUUCCGGGCAUGAUGGCGUUCCAGGUGCGGAGGAAGACUGCACGGCUGCUGCGGCUCAGAGACUCCGCGCUCUCUCUGUCUGCUUCUCCGCGCAGGAGCUGUGGGGGAAUGGUCCCCGCCACCAGACUGCGCGUCCUAGUCGACAUGGACGGCGUUAUUGCGGAUUUUGAGGGGGGAUUUUUAAAGAAAUACAGACAGAGAUACCCGAAUGAUCCGUACGUCAGCCUGGAGGAGCGCAGAGGCUUUUGGGUGUCCACUCAGUACGGAGAGCUGAGAGGAGACCUGUGUGAUAAAGCCAUCAGCAUUUGGGAGUCCAAGAACUUCUUCAUGGAGCUCGAACCUCUGCCAGGAAGUGUGGAGGCUGUGAAGAAGAUGGCCAAGAUGAAGAAUACAGAUGUCUUCAUUUGCACCAGUCCAAUUAAACACUAUGCCCACUGUCCAUACGAAAAGUAUGCGUGGGUAGAGAGGCACCUGGGCCCCGAGUUCUUGGAUAAAGUUAUUUUGACCAGGGACAAGACAAUAGUGAGUGGAGACAUCCUCAUUGAUGACAAGCCGGACAUCCUUGGUGUGGAGCCCAGUCCAUCCUGGGAACAUGUUCUUUUCACUGCCUGCCACAACAAGCACUUGCCUGCGAGCACCACCCAGAGGCGCCUCCUGUCUUGGGCUGAUGACUGGAGGGGCCUCUUGGAGAGCAAGCGCUAGUGAGAACCUGGUGUACUUUCUCACGUCCUCAUCACAUCACUACAUCACCACUGCUCAACUUCAGUGAACCAGCAGGAAUCACACAGAAGAUAUCAGUAGUGUAAGCAAUUACUACACUGUAACACUUGUUCUGUUUGAUCCAACUUUAAAACUGCAUCACUGCAUGAUAAGAAGCCAUGUUUAUAAGCGAUGAGGAGACAAGCCUGAGUCAGUUCAUGGAAAAAAAAAUCGAGAAAGAUGUACAAGUUUACAGAGCGACAUUUGCAAGACAUCAUAUCUAUAGAUAAGGGACACAAUCAAGGAACAUGUUUCUGACUCCGUUAUAAUGCAAAUUACAUGCUCAUAAUAACAAUAAUUCAUUCUUAUUGUAAACAAAUCAAUAGUAAUGAAUCCUUAUUGGUUUUCUUUGGAGAACUGAUAGAUGGCCAGUUUUCAGUGAGCCGCAGAGCUUGAUUUUAGCAAUCAGAUUUUGUAUCAUGCAUAUAAAAAGGGAACCACAGCACUGCAUAGUUCUUUCAUGCCAGACCUUUUAGCGCAUAAACAUACUGUACUUUUAUUCUACUAAUACAUUUUGUAAAAUACUUUUUAUUUGAAUAUAAUUUUUUUUGUCAAAAUGUAUACAUGUAUAGAGAUGUGAAUUAUACACUAUAUAACAGGUGUGUAUCAGUUUGUGGUCAGAUUCAUGUUAUUUUGAACCUUUUUUUUUUUAAUUAUUUGUGCCUAAGGGAAAAUGUAUCACACAGUAAUUUGAAGGUGCUGAGUCUCUGAGCUUAAACCAGUGUGUGUGUGUGUGUGUGUGUGUGUGUGUGUGUGUGUGUGAGCACUGAGGUAGUUAUCAGUAUGAGCAAGAGCAUUUUAAAAUACAGUUAAAUGUGACCAGGGUCAGCACAUGGCAAAAAUGAACAUGUAACUUCCUUAGAAUUUUUGUGGCAUAAUAUUUCCCCGUACGCACGAAUGAAGCAGGGCUGAGUGGCUGGAGGUGGAGCUCAUUUCUUGACCAGUGUACUGAGAUACUGUAUGUAGUCAGAAGCAUGAACUCAAACACUGACCAAAUCCAUUUUAUGGCAACAUUGUGAAUAUUUUUUUAUACUGUACUUUUUAACAGACCUUUAACCCACGAAAAUAACAAGUACGUUAAUUGUCCCAAUAGCACCACUACAAAACAAAAUGCAACCACUUCAUACUGUUUUAUUUAUAGCCAUGUGUAUACUGUAAUUUAAAACUGUAGCUGCAUUAUGGUUGCUGUAGUUUUCACGGGUUUUUAUUUACUCAACAGUGGUGCUGCUAGUUCUUUUCUACCUAAAGAUUUGACAAAAUAACUAACAGUAUUCUGCUCACCCUAAUCCUGAAUGUCCUGCUCCCCCCCCCUUUUUUUUUGGGGGGGGGGGGGGAGGUGGUGGGGUGUUAAAAUCUUGACAUUGUAAACAUGCAAGUGGGAGUGUAGUAACUGGUAACAAUGCAGUGUGGAUAAUAGUGAGUUGGAUUUAAUGAAUGAUUUUUAAAUCUUAGGUCACAUGGGGUUAACAACAUAAAAAUGUACUGUAUAUCCUAUACACAAAGUCCAGCCAAGUGGGUAAUUUUAACUUUUAUUUUUCUAAAUCGUUUAAGUUUAUGUUCGAACUUGAUCCAGUGUUUUAACUCAGAAAUCUACUUGGCAUACAGAGUGUUGAUUAGUGUUGAUUGGUUUAUGGAGAGAGUGAUUAUGGAUAAUGUUUUACUGUUUAUUCAGAGCUCUAGUGCUGGAGUGACUGCUGCCUUUACAUUGCACUGAUGAUGAUGCAGCUGUAUUGCAGCUCUGUGAUGUAAAUAGGAUGCAAGUUGUCAGAUAUUGAUUGACAGCCAUAAUGAUCAUUAGUCUGGGAGCAAGCCAAGUGUGUGUGACUCAACUCAUUAAUGAAUGUACUUGGUGCUCUACAUCAAUCAUGUGUAUCUGUAUGGAGUGAAAGAGUAUCAAAGCUACUCAAUGUUUUAAUAAAGAAUCCAUUCAGUUUA
Neoarius graeffei (lesser salmon catfish) is the source of this 3244-nucleotide messenger RNA. Its product is annotated as 5'(3')-deoxyribonucleotidase, mitochondrial-like. Gene Ontology annotation, biological process: pyrimidine deoxyribonucleotide catabolic process. The transcript has 5 exons. The record is from RefSeq and is a predicted model, not a curated record. Gene Ontology annotation, molecular function: 5'-nucleotidase activity. Bases 560 to 1252 code for a protein of 230 amino acids. NCBI's taxonomy places the organism in Eukaryota, Metazoa, Chordata, Actinopteri, Siluriformes, Ariidae.